This is a messenger RNA of Toxorhynchites rutilus septentrionalis, 4869 nucleotides long. RefSeq names its product anoctamin-4. NCBI's taxonomy places the organism in Eukaryota, Metazoa, Arthropoda, Insecta, Diptera, Culicidae. The transcript is spliced from 13 exons. Gene Ontology annotation, biological process: chloride transmembrane transport. Gene Ontology annotation, cellular component: plasma membrane. Gene Ontology annotation, molecular function: protein dimerization activity; chloride channel activity. The record is from RefSeq and is a predicted model, not a curated record. The coding region runs from base 873 to 4748 and encodes 1291 amino acids.
GAAGCGAUUCUCUUCUCGGUCAUCUGACAAUCAUAAUAUUUAUAGAUUUGAUCAUAUAGUAAUAUAUACUAUUAAAUACUAAUUCCAUAAGCAAUGAACUCAACUAGUUGCAUGUACUACCUAAUUUAUGUGAAGUGAAGAAAUACAAGUUUUAAACACCGAUACCCGCUAAAAAUCUGUCCGUUAACGACAGUCAAUUAGUUCUAUAACGUCAUAUCCCAAGCCAUCGUUCGCGUGCCACGAUUGAUUGUAACUAAUGGAACAGAAGCAGACAAAGCGCUGGCCAUAUGCUGUAAUCACGGAUACAAAUCAGUUCAUAAUUUAUUUACAAUCCAAUAAAAUCGAUAAAACACCAUACGUACACACCGUUUCAUGCAGUGUGACCAACGCGCGUGAUGGCCAGUCCUUUGCACGAAUGUCACUUCCCUCUAGUUUCAUAUGAACUUUCAUAUCGCGAUACAGUGCACGGAGGGCCUACUUCUAAAGGCCAAACUAUCCUGAAACGGUGUUAUCCUCACGAGCCAGCCAGUUCAGACCUUGAGCUGUAUUGACCAGCGUGGGAAAACUUGUGUCGUCCUCGGAUACUACUAGGAAGCGUGCGAAACGGCUGUUAUCCAGUAGGAGUUGAGCCGUGCUGAAGUGUAUCCUGAUUUUACAUGCUGUUGGCUUUAUCGAGUUUAUCAGCAAACUUGAAACUUGAAAAUGCUAUUACAAAUGGAUCGAUAAGGAUGCAUAUUGAACACGUUAACAGUGCUCACAAAAAGUGAAAACCCUCAUAUUGUAAAUAUUGGAAGUAAUGAAGUAAUUGAAAUAUGAUUUGAGUACUCGUUAGCAAACAUACGUUGCAAUUAAUUGUGAUCUGUGUUGAUAGAAUGAGUGACGCCAGCGAGCCAAUCAACGUUAAUGCUAGUGAUGCCAUGAAUGAUAGUGUCGUAGUCAAUGUCGAGGCAAUUGAAGACAGCGAGUGCCCCCAAGUCGGUAGCAUUUCUGUGUCAUCAGAAAAUCAUCAAACUUCACCUGGCUCAAAGCAGAUACGAAAUGGAAGCUUGCCCGAGAGCUUGUUAUAUCGCAGUUCUCUCAAUGUGCUGCUGCCAAACUUCAUCGAAAUGGAGCAACGCGCCAGUUCACCGUUCAACAAACUUCACCAGCGAAGGGCGAUACAAUCAAGUCCACUAAAAAAAGUUCGUCGCUACAGUCAGGGUGCAUUUCCACUGCCGAGAGUUAGCCGGAGCAUUAGCGAGGUGAUACAGCACAGAGAGCAGGAUAAUUUAUUAAUGCGAUAUAGCACUGACAACAUUCAAUCCAUCAAUAGCAUUGUCGAGUUCGCUAGUUGCACUGUGGAUAUGAACGGUGGGAUACACUCACAUUUGAAGGAAAAUAACAGCAACUAUGCCGGAAGCAUAACGGACGCCAGUAACAAGACCAACAAGUUUUUCGCUACGAGGACUAACAGCACCAAUACAAACGCUGAGCUAGAAACACAUGGUACGGUUUCCACGGCAUCAAUUCAUCCUUCGGACAAUAAUAUUCCGCACGUGGCCGAUGGCACAACAACUAAGGGUUACCAUAGGGGCUCGGAGGAAACGGCGAACGACACACAAUUCGCUCGGCUGAAUGUCUCCAACGAAAAGACUCUCACCUCGCUAGAUGAUAUUAUGGAAAGCCCUUUGCUCAAAACGCCAGUAGAGAAGUGGCUCGAGGCGCAGGACAGAGCUCUGGAGCAAAUGCGGGAAAAUGACGAUAAAGAGCGAAGUUUCGAUUAUUACAGCAAAAUAUUUGGUCCAAAGAUAGCCAACAACGAGAACAUUCCCGGAACACCGAUGGAUGCGUCGGAGAUUGCAUCGGAGUUAAACAAAAGUAUCAAUUCCAGUACGGUCAGUGCCAUAAACGAACGACGGCGGUCAUCCACUAAGUUACUGACCGGGAAUUCACCUGUGAAAACCUCAUGCCCCGAUGAAAAUGAUGCGCACGGUCGGAACAGCAUGGGCGGCGUGGGUUUUAGAAACAAGAAACGGAAAUUCUCCGACAACAUGGACCACAAUCGAAGGCCCAGCAAACAAGACAAGGAGGGUCUCGAUCCCGAGUCGCUCAUGUUUCGCGACGGACGGCGAAAAAUCGACAUGGUGCUUUGCUACGAAGAAGAAGACGAAGGUGUCAUGACAGAAAUGGAAGCUUUAAGGAGGUAUCAGCGCAAAAUUUUCCAAGAAAACCUCGUGAAAGAAGGACUGGAAGUCGAAGUCGAACAUAAAUCGCAAGCGUUCGAUGAGAAGACAUAUUUUGUUAAAAUCCAUAUACCCUGGCGAACGGAGUCACGUUAUGCGGAAGUGAUGAAUCUGAAACUGCCAGUGAAGCGAUUUAUCACCAUCAGCGUUAAGGAAGAAGAAUCCACACUGAGGAAGCAUCAAAAUAGAAUCCUCAGUUACUGGAACAAAGUGGUGUCUUUAACCGAGUACAACCAUAGUAGAAUCGAGAAGGAGCCGUCCUUCUACUCGGCAACGGCGUGUGGCAAUCCGGAAGAGCAGUUCAUUGUCAAAGAUCGUUGCACAACGUACAACAGUGCUCAGCGAAGUUUGAUUGUGAUGCAAAUUCUGAUGAGGACACGUUUCGAUGAGACAGAAAAGGCAACGUUCGUUGGCAUCCGACGACUGCUGAACGAUAGUACUUACCUGGCAUGUUUCCCGCUACACGAAGGACGCUACGACAGGAACCAUUCGACGGGUGCUGUCUUCGACCGAAGGUUACUCUACCUGGAGUGGGCUAGACCAAUCAAAUGGUACAAGAAGCAGCCACUCUGUCUGGUGAGAAAAUAUUUCGGCGAUAAGAUAGCACUGUACUUUUGUUGGCUGGGAUUCUACACGAAAAUGUUGUAUGCACCUGCUAUUGUGGGAUUACUCUGUUUUCUGUACGGUUUAGCAUCCAUGAAUUCAAAGGACAACAUCCCAACAAAAGAAAUCUGCGAUUCAAAUGGGCCUGGGAAUGUGACACUUUGUCCGUUAUGCGACAAAGCUUGUAGCUAUCAGAGGCUGUCCGAAUCAUGCUUAUUUGCCAAACUAACGUACCUGUUUGAUAAUCCAUCGACAGUAUUUUUCGCCAUUUUUAUGUCAUUUUGGGCGACAACUUUUCUCGAACUGUGGAAACGAAAGCAAUCAGUAUUAGUGUGGGAGUGGGACCUGCAAAACAUCGAAAACGAGGAGGAUAUGCGGCCAGAAUUUGAAACGUCCGUAAAAACCUUCCGUACGAAUCCUGUGACGCGCGAGAAAGAACCCUUUAUGCCAACGUGGGACCGAGCCGUGCGUUUUAUGGCGACUUCUAGUGCUGUACUGUUCAUGAUAUGUGUCGUCCUCGGUGCCGUGCUGGGAACCAUAAUCUACCGAAUCUCACUCGUAUCUGUGAUCUAUAGUGGUGGCGGAGCGUUCUUCCGCAAACAUGCCAAACUUUUUACCACGAUGACUGCCGCUCUGAUUAAUCUUGUUAUAAUCAUGAUUUUAACGCGUAUCUACCACAGGUUAGCAAUCUAUCUUACAAAUUUAGAGAAUCCACGAACGCAAACGGAGUACGAGGACUCGUAUACGAUCAAGAUAUUUGUAUUCGAAUUUAUGAACUUCUACAGUUCACUGAUCUACAUCGCAUUCUUCAAGGGACGCUUCUACGAUUAUCCGGGGGAUGACAUUGCAAGGAAAAGUGAGUUUUAUCGAUUGAAAGGGGAUAUCUGUGAUCCAGCGGGAUGUUUAAGUGAGCUCUGUAUCCAGCUGGCCAUCAUCAUGGUGGGAAAGCAGUGCUGGAAUAAUUUCAUGGAGUAUUUCUUUCCCGCAUUUUAUAAUUGGUGGCGCCAACGUAAACACAAACAGCUUACGAAAGAUGAGACUCACCUACACAUGGCUUGGGAACAAGAUUAUCACUUACAGGACCCCGGCAGAUUGGCGUUAUUCGAUGAAUAUCUUGAAAUGAUUGUUCAGUAUGGGUUCGUAACUCUUUUCGUUGCCGCCUUCCCUUUGGCGCCUUUGUUUGCUCUUUUGAACAAUAUCGCUGAGAUUCGGCUCGACGCCUACAAAAUGGUAACGCAGUCGCGGAGGCCACUUGCCGAACGCGUUGAAGACAUUGGAGCGUGGUAUAGGAUUUUAAAAAUCAUAACUUAUACUGCUGUCGUGUCGAAUGCAUUUGUGAUAGCGUACACUAGCGAUUUCAUCCCACGAAUGGUCUACAAAUAUGUCUAUUCACCUCAGUUUUCGCUACAUGGUUACAUCGAGCACUCGCUCUCAGUUUUCAACACAUCCGACUAUAAGGAGGAGUGGGGCACGAAAACAGAAUCCGACCCUGACACCUGCCAUUAUCGAGGCUACAGAAACAGUCCCACCGAUAACGAACAGUACGGACUGAGCCCCCACUAUUGGCACGUUUUCGCGGCUCGACUGGCAUUCGUGGUGAUCUUCGAACACAUCGUGUUCGUACUCACGGGCAUUAUGCAAUUCAUCAUCCCGGACAUUCCGGAUGAGGUUAAAACCCAAAUCCAGCGCGAGCAAAUGCUGGCGAAGGAAGCCAAAUAUCAGCACGGAUUGAAGAAAUCUCGAGACACCGAUUACGAGGAAAUUCUGCAUGCGUUGCGCGAGCAGAGUAACAACAGCCGACAGGGAGUUAGAGGAAGCUGGGCAAGGCGACUCAGCCGACUGAGCGAUGGUCUCGAUGCACACGUGGAGGUUGCGAAUCGUCCCCGACAAUCCAUGGAAUCAACCGUAUGGGAGGUUACAUAGCAUUAGUGGAAUCAACGUAGUGUUUUCUAUCAUUCAAUAACUAUUACAGCUUUCAUUGUGUUUCUAUUUAGUAUAAUUCGUACAAACAAAUACAAAAGCAAUUGUAUACAUUUUCCUAAAA